Molecule: messenger RNA, 2873 nt
Organism: Capra hircus (goat)
Lineage: Eukaryota; Metazoa; Chordata; Mammalia; Artiodactyla; Bovidae
Gene: PRPSAP2
Product: phosphoribosyl pyrophosphate synthetase associated protein 2
Exons: 14
Coding region: 268-1431 (387 amino acids)
Biological process (GO): purine nucleotide biosynthetic process; 5-phosphoribose 1-diphosphate biosynthetic process
Cellular component (GO): cytoplasm; ribose phosphate diphosphokinase complex
Molecular function (GO): ribose phosphate diphosphokinase activity; magnesium ion binding
Source: RefSeq, a predicted model, not a curated record
CCCAGGCCUCGCUGUCGCCGCGGACGCCGUUCUCGAGCUCCGAGUCGCCAUUUUGCUCCUGGACCGGCCGCCUGGGGACAGGCGCUCUCCUCCUUCGGCAGCGGAAGCUGCGGCGGGGCCGGGGCUGGGGUCGGGGCCAGGAGGAAUUUUGUUGUCAGAAACUAAAAGAAGGUUGUCGUAAUUGACUUUAAGCAGCAAACAGUAAAACACUGAGCUCUUCAGCUCCACCUUUCUUGUGCUGAGAAUUGGAAAACCAAGAAGGUUUUGAUGUUUUGUGUGGCGCCACCUGAAUCAGAAGCCAAGAUGAACAUAACCAAAGGGGGUCUGGUGUUGUUUUCAGCAAAUUCGAAUUCAUCAUGUAUGGAGCUUUCAAAGAAGAUCGCUGAGCGGCUAGGGGUGGAGAUGGGCAAAGUGCAGGUGUAUCAGGAGCCUGACCGAGAAACAAGAGUACAAAUUCAAGAAUCUGUGAGGGGAAAAGAUGUUUUCAUCAUUCAGACUGUUUCAAAGGAUGUGAAUACCACCAUCAUGGAGCUCCUGAUCAUGGUGUAUGCCUGUAAGACCUCCUGCGCCAAGAGCAUCAUCGGUGUGGUCCCCUACUUCCCCUACAGCAAGCAGUGCAAGAUGAGGAAGAGGGGCUCCAUCGUUUCCAAGCUGCUGGCCUCCAUGAUGUGCAAAGCCGGUCUGACUCAUCUCAUUACUAUGGAUUUACACCAGAAGGAAAUCCAGGGCUUCUUCAAUAUACCUGUUGACAACUUGAGAGCAUCUCCCUUCCUCUUACAGUACAUUCAGGAGGAGAUCCCAGACUACAGGAACGCCGUCAUCGUGGCCAAGUCUCCGGCCUCAGCCAAGAGGGCCCAGUCUUUCGCCGAGCGCCUGCGUUUGGGCAUUGCGGUGAUUCAUGGAGAAGCACAGGACGCCGAGUCCGACCUGGUGGAUGGGCGGCACUCCCCGCCUAUGGUCAGGAGCGCAGCCGCCAUCCACCCCAGCCUGGAGAUCCCCAUGCUGAUUCCUAAAGAAAAGCCCCCGAUCACAGUUGUUGGUGACGUUGGAGGCAGGAUCGCCAUCAUUGUGGAUGACAUCAUCGACGAUGUAGACAGCUUCCUGGCCGCUGCAGAGACCCUAAAGGAGAGGGGUGCAUAUAAGAUCUUCGUGAUGGCGACCCACGGCCUGCUGUCCUCCGACGCCCCCCGGCUGAUCGAGGAGUCUGCCAUCGAUGAGGUGGUGGUUACCAAUACAAUUCCACAUGAAAUCCAGAAGCUCCAGUGCCCCAAAAUCAAAACUGUGGAUAUCAGCAUGACCCUCUCAGAAGCCAUCCGUCGGAUUCACAAUGGGCCCUGCACGUUCAUGGCACAUAGUCACUUGACUGCGGCAGGAGAGGAGUUGGGACACCAGCAUGAGCCUCUGGGGUCAGGGUUUUAUGGAAGUGUGUGAUGACUCACUAGCUGACCACUAAGCUGACUGUCCAGAGAUUUCAGUUGCCACAAACAAUGAAGAAUGCAGACUUUACAGAAUCAGUUGAGAAGAGCAGACAGACCCUGUGGAUAGAGAAGACCCUGAUUUCCAUCACCUUAUAAUAUUAGAAAUAGCAGUUUUCAACAAGAAGAAGUUCCGAGGCAUCUAAAGAAACAAGGUUGCACCCAUAUACAGGGUCUUCCUUGAGGAAGCUCAGACUUUAAAUGUACUAGACAAAGACUUUAAAUCAUUUAUUUUAAACAUGCUCAAAAAACUAAAGGAAAGUAUAGGAAUUAUAUGUCACUGAAUGGAGGAUAUCAAUAUAGAGGAAUAAUAAAAGUGAAUCAAAUGGGGAGGAUUUGUGGAAGAUGGUGGAAUAGGAAGCACCAGGAAUCUCCCCAUCUAAACAGUGGCAAAUCCAUUUAAUGAUUUUGGAACUCUGGAGUCUUGAAGGUUUGCAACUUCCAGGGAAAGUGUUAGACAGUAAAUGUAGCUAACUUUUGUCAAAUCCAGCUCUUAGUAAAGUUGCCGAUACCUGACCCACACUUCCAACCCUGUGGCAGGCAGCUCUGUAGAAAAUAUAAAUCAAGAACAACUCUCCCAACUCAUUACUAAUAAGUGAUUCUAGCAAGAUUGUAGGAUAAAAGUCAAUUGCUUUCCUGUAUACCAGCAAAGAACAAGUGGCAUUUGAAGAUAAAAAUACAAAACCAUAUACACUAGCACCACAAAAAUGAAAUAUUAAGUAUAAAUCUAAUAAAAUAGGCAUAAAAUCUAUGUAAGGGAAACUACAAAACAUGAAGCAAAUUUUAAAAAACUAAAAGGAGAAAUAGCCUAUGUUUAUGGAUAGGAAGACUUGUCAACAUGUCAGUGCUUUACAGUUUGGUCUAAAGAUUCAAUGAAAUUUCAGUAAAGAUUCCACCAGAUCAUUUCUUGAAUUUUGUCAAACUGAUUCUAAAGUUUACAUGGAGAGGUAGAAGAUUCAGAAUAGCCAAGGCAAUAAUUGAAGGAAAAGAACACAUUCACACUACCUCUCUUCAAGCCAGCUGUAAAGCUGCCAUAAUUAGGAGUGUGGUGGGACUUCCUGGGUGGGCCAGUGGUUUAAGACUGCAUGUCCACUUCAGGGGGUGUGGGUUUGACCCCAGGUCAGGGAACUAAGAUCCCACAUGCCCUAUGGCAAAGCCAAAAACAACAAAAUAUUGUUGAAAAGACAGAUCAGUUGAACAGAAUAGAGAAUGCUCAUAAACAGACCCACAGAAAAAUAGUUAACCAAUCUUUACAAAGGACCAAAGGCAACACAGUGGACCAAAAAUAUUUUCAACAAAUGGGGCUUAAAUAACUGGAUGACAGUGUGAAAGUGUUAGUCACUCAGUCAUGUCCAGCUUUUUGCGACCCCAGGGACUGUAGCCCCCCAGGCUCCUCUG